Molecule: messenger RNA, 9801 nt
Organism: Anopheles maculipalpis
Lineage: Eukaryota; Metazoa; Arthropoda; Insecta; Diptera; Culicidae
Exons: 1
Coding region: 1-9801 (3266 amino acids)
Source: RefSeq, a predicted model, not a curated record
AUGGGAAUCGAGAUUUAUAAAUGGGACGGUUCGAAACUAAAGCGCGAGUACAAGACAUCAUCGUUUCAUGAUUAUUCGGGUUAUGGUUUACCCAAAAACACGUUCCUCUUCGGUGAGGUAUUUCCUGCUAAAAAACGCAUUGGAAUUAUGUCGCGUCUCGACGGCGUCGUACAAUUUCGCGCUCUGAUCCUUGAGGAGUCAAAGUACGCUAUCAAAGUGUUAAACAAAUCUCCCGUUUUGGAAGCUGCCUGGACCGUUCCAACCAAUGCGAUAAGUUUGGUGGAACAUUUGGAUAGCAAUGAACAGCUGGCAAUCGCUCUACGCACCCAAUCACAACUAAAACUGUUCCGUUUCGAUAGCCAGUACACGCUGAAGCAACUAACGGCUGUAGAGGAUUUUCCUCCCUUGGAUAGCGAAUAUGACCGGAUAAUGUUUGCCAAGUUCAAUCAAACAGCGUAUAACGAUCUGUUGCAUUUUUCAACAGUUGGUCUAAAUGUAUAUCGUUUCAAUGAGACCACCUCAACGUUCCAGAGAAUCUUCUACACAACGGCUUUUUCGAAACUACGUGGCUGGAAUAGCCGUAGCGUGGAAGCGAUUACAUCAGUGGACGUUGACGGAGACGGUUACGACCAGUUAAUCUACAGUGGACCACAAGGCUUAUGCAUUUUACGAGCUUAUUCUACGCCUGCCGGUUUCGAACUCAGCAACGUAUUCUCUGAAACAGUUGCUAAUCAAACCGUACGUUAUGCACCUCUGAAACUAGUUACAAAUCAUGCAGCUUCGAAAAAUUUACAACUAUUCCUACACACAACGAACGGGUUGGCCAUAGUUGAUACAAAGCUCUCGGACAAUGAUGAAGCAGUCAAACCUGCUGAUGUACCAACACCGAUCGAAGCUGAUGUGAAGGAAAAGCCACCCAUUACGAUUCCGGAAAUUGUUGCUAACCGAUAUCACGCUCGUUGGUUGCAUGAUCAGCUUGAUAUGAGUUCCGUACUGCAUCCUAUCAAUCCUUAUAAUGGCGGUGUCGAGUUGAUGCUACCGAUAGUGGAUAUUCCCUCACCUUUCGGCAUACCGAUUAAGAAAAUUAUCCAAUACAAACACGUAGAUUACAACAACGAGCUCGGACGCGGUUGGUCUUUUCCGCUGGACUAUAUUACGCUGGAUCGACAGAACAGCGCCUUUGUGCAAGACCACGAAUAUUCGCUACUGAAGGAAAAUCAACGAAUUAUAUUGAAGCAACAACCGAAAACACAGCACGACGAUCAAUCGCAAUCGGAACUAAUUACGUUCACAAUCGACGGCUAUCCGGACAUUCAGAUCGUUUACAAUCCCAAGCGCAACUUCUGGAAGGUGACGAUCGACAAGCGCAUAAUGACGUAUGUAGCUAUGCAUAACUUUCAAACGUCGAUCGUGUGCCCUAUGUGGCCGUUGUGCGGAAGUGAAUCACGCCAAACCCAAACAUACCCUACGCGAUGGCUUCUGAGUGAGGAAAAAAUCGCUGAUACAGAACACAAAGCGUUUUAUUUCUACAAUUUUAUUAAAAACAACACAGACGUACGUCUGACUUCCAUUAGCAUGUCCGACGAUUCACGGAUAGAGUUGAGCUAUAGCGCGAAUCGCAUUACGAAGCUAUCCGUACUAGCCUUGCAGUACGCACAGUACCUUACCUUUCACUACAGUGACAACAACCAACAGAAGUUGCUGCAGGCGAUAAAACAAAGUGACUACAGCGUGUUCGAGUUCGAGUACGAUCAACAGUACCGACUGUCGAAAAUUGUCUACCCAAACGAAGCCACAUGGACCCCGGUGUACACUCAGAUUCCCAUCAAUCCUACAUCGCUCAAGAAAAGCAUACCGAUCGACUAUGAUGGUUCCAUAUACUACGGGCCGGACUAUGUCGUUAUUGUGGAUGCAAAUCUCACCGACGGACGGCUGGUACUGCACUUUCGAGGCCCGCUCGGUGAAAGAGGAUCAUGCAAAACGGAUGCUAUCGAAACGGUUUUCGCUUUGAACGACAUCAAGCGAUACGUGGUGCAUGCGAUCGAAAAUUUACUCGUAGUGGUCGUUAUCUACGAUUCGUGCAAAGAUAUCGCCAUUCUACACUUUACAGAGGAUAGAUGGCAACAACAAAAGUAUUAUGAUCGCUUCCCACUGGAUGGUACCGUUUCCGCCGGCAACACGUUUAUUCUGCUUUCCGAUCUGAAAUCGUUACGCUUGGUGACGAUCACCGCCGAUCAUCAGUUUAGCAAUGUAGAGUUGCGCAAUAAUUUACCAACAAACUUUGCCGUCAAAGCGUUUCCCCACGGGUAUGCAACUUACGCGCAAGAGCUUCAGAUCUCCUUGCUACAGCCAAACGGAGAAUGGUUGCAUAUUAAAGCUAUUCCGGAGAAUGUCAACUAUUUCAAGGAGAUCGAUGAUUUUAUUUCCUCCUUUGCAAUUAGCCAAGAAUUAGCGCAGUCGAUUCGGAAGGGCCUGGUUGCGGAUAUGCUGGGAAACUACCAACAAGCCAUCAUACUGAAAGCUCCAGUAAUCCGAGCAGAUGUGCUAGAAAUUCAUGUUCGCUUUUUCAUGCUCAAUCUUACUGAAACGGCAACAAUCUUCGAUUACUAUACAACGAGAGUUCCUUAUGCAGUCUUGACUAACCUCAACUACACGGUUAAUACUGAAGAAGACGAUCAGUUUGUACUAGGUUACCGAUUGGAGAACAACAAGUACCAUCUGUAUGUGAAAAAAUCUAGCGGUCCGCAUGCAGUGGCGCUCAACGACUAUCUUGCCGAGGCGAAAAAGCAAAGCAACGACAUCUGGAACCAGGCCAAAAAAACUACCCGCGAAGAAAGUCAGCGCAUUUAUAAAUCGGUCAAGGAUGCGGUUGUAUUCGCGAUCGAUCUGUCACAGUUUGGACUGCUCACCAACCAGGACGGUGUACUGGUCGGUAAUCAUAAAAUAACGUACGAUGGAUUGCACUGGAACAAGCAGCAUCUCGACGAGGACACGAUACGGCUGCGUAAAGUGAACCAAACCUUAAAUGCUGACUAUCGGUUAUACAAAGCUCACGCCAACGAUACGUUCAAAAUUGUUUCUGCCGUAAGCGGAGCGACCGUGUUUGACAUGAACACUACCAAACCGGAAGAGAUACAGCUUGUCGUGCCACACUACGUUCAGACGCAGCCGAAAGAUCAACCGCUGAGCGUGUACUUUUUCGAUAGAAAAGAAACGGUCACCUUUCCCGUCGAGGAAAAACUAAACCGGGCAAGCAAUCAGAUAGCACUCAUCACGUCAUACAGUCAAAAGGAAACGGAACAAUCGUUGCUGUUUAGAUGCGCAAAGUAUUUUCUAAACCCGACCAUCACUGCGCUGGGAAGUCAAACAAUAACUUCGGUUGGUGAAACAAGCCGUACGACCGAGUACAUCUAUGACCCACGAGACCUACAGCUGUCCGUUGAUGGAGCCAUGUUUCGUAAAAUCAAAAUAGCUCCUGGCGCGAACAGAACUCGAUUCGGUUGGUACGAACAGAGCAUUGAUCUCGAUACAGGGAACACAGUAAGAAAAGCGUACGCUGCGGAUGGUCAAGAGGUGCUGGACAGAAAGUUACGCGAUCAGGAGGAAAAACGACAGCAAUCCGAGAAACACCACAUGCCAAAGCGCGACGAGCUUGAGCGAAUGAUUUUGGAUGUUAACGAACGGGUACCGAUAGUUGAUUUGGGCCCUUACCGCCUGAAGGAAGAGAUGGUAUCCUACUAUGGGUUUGAAAGUUACGAGAGGAACCUAUUCGGUAAGGGGAAAAAAUGGGAGUUUGACAGCAAAUUGCUUCGAAGGGAGAACCACAAUCGAUUUUUGUCGUUAAAUGAAGCUACGCAGAAACUAGUAGGUGAAUUUGCGCCACUCGAGCCACAUAUGAUGUUUGUGGUAUCCUGCUGGUUACGUACGGCUUUACCACUCAAGAUUGGCGAUACUGUUGACGUCAUGCGUGUGGAUGUGAUGGAAGCAAAGAAAGACAAGAAAACAUUAUCUUCUGAAACAGCUAAAGUAAAACAAAUCAUCGGAAAAUGGUGCUAUAUUGAAAGCAUCCUUGAUACAACACACUAUCCUGUCAAUGCGAAACUUCAAUUUGUCGUCACCGUAGCACCAACAGGUACGCAUCCAACGAUCGCGAUCGAUCAUAUACGUUUUUCGCCACUCAGCAUGCCGUUUGAAGCUAAAAUUUAUGAACCUGGCCGAGGAGAUGUAAGUGCAGUACUGGGUGCGUCCGGAUUGAUGAAACAAUAUUUCUACAACGGAAACGGCAAAAAGACGGCCAUCUUUUCCGAGCACGGUUUAGUGCAGCAGUUUGUCACCGAUUCGAAAGUGAUGUACACUCGCCAGUUACACCGUAGGCCGUGUGUGGUGGAAAUGAAACCCCGUACAUCAGGAUGGUUUGGGAAGAACGGGCUGCUCGGUAUUUCCCAUUGGGGUGGAAGUAUUGCAAAAACAUUCAACGGAAACUGGAGUACGCUGGCCCUACGUUUCCUGUAUAGCCUUUCACCGCCCGACAAGUAUUUACGAUUCGUUUGGCGAACUAAAGAGUUCCAGCUACCGUGCCCUGCCGGUUCGCCUUGUCCGCAAAUGCCGCAACGCGGUGAAAUUCUCAUAUUUAUUACACCCGUCCGAGUUUCCGUCUGGGUAGAUGGAUCCCUAACGCAAGAGACACUUCUCGAGCAGCAUGUAAAAGAUGUGCUGGAGCGAAGGUUCACCCUCUACCUUUCAUCAACAACUCAGCUUUGGGAAUUUAUUGAAAUGUACGAUCCAACAGUCAAAGUUACUUACCACAGUUUAGCUGGUCAACCAUCGCAGAUACUGGAAUAUGUGGACCCUGCCACAAUUCUGCUUCGUGAGAUCCUUUAUGAUGAAAUCGAACGACCAAUCCUGCAAACGAAAUGGACAAAAGUGCACAAUGAUACAGAUGCUCACAUGUUUGAUUAUUUUGAUGAUUUCAUUCAUACGUUCGACAACACGACGCUACAAAUUUCUGGUCCGGUGGCUAAUUUAAAUCCGACCUGUGAAGGAUUCCCUUACACACAAACCGUCUACGGGAACGACCCAACAGAAAACAAACGCAUGCAAGGUUUGCCCGGGAAGGAUUACACUAUCGAUGGGAAAUAUUCGCGAACGUACAGCUAUGUCCCAUUCAAUUUCUUGCUCAGUAGUCUUUUCCCAGAAAAGGAAGGAUUCGCACACAAAGUUGUACAACUUCCCGGUGGUGCCGUCAGAGUAAUUGUUGAAAAUCGAAAAGGUAAAAAAGUUGCCAAAUAUUCUAAGGUGGCUAAUUACGAGCAUCGGCUUAGUACGUGGCGGUAUGGGAAGAAUGACAAACUACAGCAAGAAUUACCGCCCAUGUAUCACUAUGAGGCACAAACAUCAAUAGCUCAACGGCUUGAUUCGUUCUUUAGUACCAACUACACCGCCGAGCAGACGACAUUACAGCAGCAAUGGGAAGUUCGGUACGAUUACGAUGAAGCCAACAGGAUGACCCGAAAGCGCACGCCGGAUGGAGGAAUUUUCCGAUACCUGUACGAUAGGCAGGGGAUUCUCCGCAUCAGCCUUCACAAAGAUCACAACGAAACGCUUGAUCGUGUGGUACACUUUACGUAUCUUGCGGAUGAUAAAAUUACUCGCGAAGCACUGGUCCAGCUCAAUGAAACCGAAUGUGAGGUGCUGGCAAACAGUGGAACAGCACCCAACUCUACCAACUUUAUCGAUACACUCUACGGAGAGCAUGACAAAGAUCCUAACAUGCGUUAUCGAUCGACAUUUUCCUCUAGACGCAUAGAUCAGGAUCAAAUGACCGAAUUUAUGGUGUUUGAUCAAAACAAGAAAGUGCUGAGGAAGGUGUUUGUAGUCAACACGAUCAACACGUCCUACUCGAUCGACUAUGAAUAUGAGAACGAUAAGCUACGAUCAGUGAAGUAUCCUAUCGGCGCUGGUGAUGAACCGUUUACAUUUAUCUACGACCGCAACGGACGUGGAGAUAUUACAUCAAUUAGGGAAUCAGCUAUGGUAGAGCCAAUGUUUGAGUUUGCGUACAAUGCAGAUGGCAUGGUGGAGGCGAUGAAAGUACGAACCGACGCGAAGCACACGUUCCAGCGCAACUUUACCUACAACCAGCCGGGAUUUUUGGUGAAACUCGAAGAUGACUACUUGUCCGAAAGCGUUAGUUAUCUGGAAACUGAUUCUUAUGGGCAGGAUUCCUACACCCCCAUCUACGAGGGUCUCAUAUCGAGGACAUUGUUCACUGCUCACUGGAAAAAUUCAACUAGCCCGAUGCGCAACGGUAUCUAUCCGGAAUACUUCAUUAAGCACAACAUCAUGGACCAAAAACGGGCAGCGCUUUGUCACGAAACGUUGCAGCGAGCAGGUUACAUAGAUAAAAGCAAUCUUGUAACGAAAACGUUCUACGGGGAGCAGGAUGACGAUCUACCAUUUGUGUGCGGAAAACGAGCUACACUGAGACAUCUUUCGGGAGUAUUGAGUAGCAAAAGUUUCCCCUACCAGUACGGUCACCGUUAUGACUACGACGAUCAUGAUCAGUUGAUUAAGGCGAAAUAUUUUCAUGGAGUCCAUGAGAUGGCUCUUUCCCCACUGACGCAUCGGAGCUUCUCGAAAGAAAUAAAAGGAAUUGACGAAGCGACAUCCCAAAAAAUUUGGGAUGCGUUGCGCACAAAUUCAUUCCUAACGAUGGAUUGCACCAAUCCUAAUUUAUGUCACGGACGCGAAGGAACGAAAUCCAUUUUUAGCAACUUCAUUCAACAACAUCGUUACAGCCAUCACUUGAAAACGAUGUUAGCGAAGGCAAUAUCGCAACGAAAAGCUUUAAAUGCGAACGAUUUUGAACAGAAAUGUAAGCGAUGGAUCAAAGGAUCGAAUAUGAUAAUGGGGAUGUGCACCCAACUCCAGCAAUCAUUAAGUAGUCAACAAAUUCUUGGCACCAAUGUGAAAAACCCUCUUUCUUCGUUGAAUCCGGAGUUUAUAAAUGCUUUAAAACGAUAUGAGAGCAAUAUACCGGAUAUUGUUGGUGUGCUUACUCACCACUUUGCGACAGCUUUGGGACGUUCGGCCGCAGAUGUGCAGUCGUACGAAAUCGAUGCAAACGGGAAUCAUCGGAUGUUUUACACGGGAUUCUCUCGGUAUCGGUUAGAGUACCGUCCAGGAACGAAUCAGAUCACCAAACUGUAUCGCCAACAGUUUGACCGUGUUCAGCGUACGGAAGAACAAUUCAACAUGGUACACGAUAGUGACGGAGCCGUCAUUCAGGCAGAACACAAAGGUAUUAAGCACAUGGAGUACGAUAAGUUGUUGCAUCGGGUCAGUAAAAUAGAGAUGAUGGACGAACGGAAGCUGAUUUAUCAGUACGAUGUGCGCGGAGAGCGUACCUUCAAGCAGGUGCUGGAUAAGGAUGGAAAGGUUAUAAGUGAGAAGUAUUACAUACGCGAUGCAAACGGUUUGGUGUUGAUGGACAUGGAUAUGACCUACCUAACGAUGGCUCAACCACCCGAUGUUCGGGUGACGAGUUACAUAUACAAGGAUCAGCAGCUGAUUGGGUUCCUUCGUAAUGAUAAGAUGUACGCAGUGAUCACGGAUCAUGAAGGAUCUGUCCGGUUGGUGGUAAAAGAUGGUGAAGUAGUUGCGGCUUAUGAUUAUCUUCCCUAUGGGCAAUUAUUUCGACGUUUCGGGACCGAUUUCGAUGGGCAGCUUUCGUAUCUGUACACUGGUCAGGAGUGGGAACCAGAAACUGGCUUGUACAACUAUCGCGCACGGCUGUACGAUCCCGACAUUGGAAGGUUUUACCAGAUGGAUCCGAAGGAACAGUACCCGAGCCCGUACGUGUACGCCGGUAAUUCACCCGUUUCUCUGAUCGAUCCCGACGGCGAGCUAGCUUUCGCAAUCAGCUGCAUCAUAAUGGCCAUUAUUGGAGCUUAUAUCGGUGCUGCUUCAGCAGCCAAAUCCUGGAAUCCGCUGGAAUGGAACUGGAAGUCCAAAUCACUUUGGUUGGGAUUGAUUUGUGGAGCCUUGACCGGUAUUUCCAUCCCCUACAACAUGACGGCAUCGAUUGCCUACUUCGUCGGGAUGGGUCUAUCGCUGUCCGCGUCGAUCGGUGUCAUGAUCGGUUCGGGCAUAACGUUCGGAUACUUUGCUUUGGCCGCAUCGAGCGGUUCCUGGGAUCCACGAAACUUUGAUUUUACAAGUCCCGGCACAUGGAAUGCACUGCUCGGUGGCAUUGCUACGUCAGCCUUCAUCGUAACGAAUCCCAACACGCUGAUCAGCACGUUCCGUUCCCUUACAACCGCUCUCGGCCGAGCGCUGUUUGUCGUUUCGCACGUGUCAAUUACGGUUUCGUUUGCCUACUUGUUCGGUGCGCUCAAGAUGGGCGGUGAGUUUGACGUACGGAAAUGGGACUUUACCGACCCGGGACUGUACUACAGCAUGUUUGAUGCUUACAUUACGGCAUCGUUUACAACGGUGAUCGUUCGCAACUUACCGGGAACGAUUAAAAAGUACGGCAAAAAGAUAGAAGCCGGACUUGACCGGCUAGCCGAGACAGAAGUAUACUUCCGGGCGAAGCGUCUCAUGCGAGGCGAUUGGUCCAGCAAGCUCUCCAACGCCCGCUUCUUUCUGGCAGCCAAUGCUCAAGCUAUCGGGAACUUACAACGCGGCAUAAUACCGAUCGCAUUCUACACCUUCUUCGUGACACUGCGUAUGGCGGACAGCUACGAGAAGAGUGCGAUACCAGGAUUUUCGGUAUUUUUGCAGAUUCUUCAAACGGCAGUCUUGACAAAAGGAUUCACAAAUCGCGUAGUGAAACCGCUGAUGCCGAACCGAAUCAACGCGCCACUAGCACAACGAUUGGAGGCACCGCACGCUGACCCGACCAUACGGUACAGUUCUUCGGGAGCCGACUGUUUGAGAAAUAUGUUCCACACACUUCACAUUCCGUUCGAAUGGUUCUUUUCACACGCGGAAAACACUCAGCACUACCGGGACUAUCCUGCAGCGAACGCGGUCGACAACUACAGCACACACUACCGGCCAACGUCAAAGCAUCAUGGCACAAUCGAGAACUGUCACACGAUGACGGAUCAAAAUGGCGGUGUCCUAGGCAACUACGUUAAUUGCUAUUCGCAUCGCUCGUUUGUAACUGUUCAUCCCAAGGAUGAUGCCGUACUUGAAUCGCACGAUCUCUAUCGACGCUGUCUACCACUAACUUACAAUGGUAUGCCAGCAAUCUCGUGUGAUGGCCAACAUUCCACACUACUUGCUGUACAGCUAGAAUCACCCAACAUGUUUGCGUAUGUUGACGGUUGGUUGAUGCUAGUACGAGUUGCCCCUGCAGCCAUACGGGAAGCAAAGCGUAUCUUUCAAAAUCUGUUUUGUACAUCGAAGGAACCGGCUGAAAAGUGUGCCGGUAUCAAAGAAUCAAUGGAAAAAUCAAUCUUUAAUUUGCAGACUUUGUACAAUGACUCUAAAACCAACGGUUGGAAUAUGGAUUGGUUCGGUACCAUGUUAAGUGAUCUGGAGGAAGAUGUGGAAGAAUAUUUCGAAUACGGACGCGGUAACGGACACAUACUAGCGGAACGUUUGACAGCACUGUAUGCCGAUGCGGAGGAAGAGAUCGAACUGCGCCAAACGAGCAAAGUGUUAGGGAACAUCCUUUCUGGUAACGCGAAUACUAUGCGAUCGUGCGAGGUUGACUUUGUUCAUGGAAGUAUCGGCAAUAGCAGUAGCAGUUGCUACGUUCGUUGUACGAACCUUUAUCCAUCAUCGAUCUAA